CGUCUUAAAAUGUAGACGUCUACAUUUUGAGACACUAUUUGGAACGAACUGUGAACACCCCAAAUAUUUCUGGUGUAAGCUAUUUCAUUGCACAUCAUGUCUUCUAUAAGUCAUCCGCAACAUAAGUGUAAUCACGAAGAGAACAGAUUUAAAGUGUGCGCGCCUUGUGGGAGAAAGAUUAAAUUCGGAUCGUCAAAACCUUCAGAAUUUAAUAUAACCGGAAAAUUGGAGUGUCUUAUUAAAAAAUACGUUAGUGAAAAUUUUAGAUUGACCAAUUCGAAGUUCCCAUUAGGCAUUUGUGGUACAUGUCGUAGGGUUCUCUGUGACCGAGAUAAGGAUAUACCAAAUGCAACGCGGCCUCUUCCAAACAUGUCUAACUAUGAAGAUUCGACAAAAGAAACAAGAACAACUUCAUGCUCUUGUUAUAUCUGGCUCACUGCUCGGGCAACCAGCCAUCCAAAAGUUAUACAAGGGAGAGCACAUACCUUAAAUGUAUUGAGUGAAAAAAACUCCACCAAUGGGUUGACUGCUUUGUCAGUUGGGUCAGAAUUAAAAAAUCAUGCAACGACAGCUUCGGAAUGUGGUCGAAGCAAGCUGAAGAAUCCAUUCAUGGCGUAUUUUUAAGAUUUUGGCUCAAUUAUAAAGUUAAUUCGAUUGACGACCCUAAAUAUAUAAUCAAUUAAAAAAAAACUGUCGUUGAAUUUUCAU
Messenger RNA from Rhagoletis zephyria (snowberry fruit fly), 708 nucleotides. RefSeq lists its product as uncharacterized. The record is from RefSeq and is a predicted model, not a curated record. Lineage: Eukaryota; Metazoa; Arthropoda; Insecta; Diptera; Tephritidae.